AUGUCCGCACCACCUGGCCCUCCUCCAGGUCCGCCCCCUGGCCCGCCUCCUGGUGCGCCGCCCCUGCAAUCUCCAAUCGCGGACACAAGCACACGAACUUCUGCAGAUCCCGGCUCAUCCGCUGGUACUUCGAAGGCCAAGUCGGCGACGACCACCGCCACAACGGCGCCAUCACCUGCACCUGUAGCCGGCCCUUCAACACUGCAGAACGACGUUCCGACAACUGAUCCGCCUGCGCUGCCGCAGAGAUCUAUCCAGCAAGAAUCUACGUCCUUCUUUCAGGAAUUAGAGAUGGAUCGGAUAUUGACUUCUUUCAAGCUCAACCCUUACGACGUGCUCGAGGCGCCUUUUGAAGCUGAUCUGAAGGAGAUCACAAAGAUUUACAGGAAGAAGAGCUUGCUGAUACAUCCUGACAAGGUCAAAGAUCGUGAGCAACUAAGACUCAAUAGCAAGUCGACCAUGCGCUGGCAAGAUGCAUCGACUGAGCAAUAUGCCCUUCUCGCCCCUCUGUCUCGUACCAGCUCGCGCAGUGACUGCUUUCGACAUGUUAAAGAAAGCAGCAACGGUGCUACAGGACGAAGAGCAGCGAUCAAAGUUGGACGAGGUGGUCAUCGAUGCCAAAGUCAUGGUCCUUCAGGACUUGAAAUUUCCACGAGAUCUCUCCGCGGACGAUGCUCGAUUAGCCGACUUGGUGCCUUCGUUUGAAGAAAGGGUGCGCAAGCAGACCAAGGAAUUGAUGAUAGAUGAUGAGCUCAGAAAGAGAAAGUGAGUAGCUCGUCCUGAUAGAGGCGCGCUGUCAGUGCGACCCGUGGGUCUGAUUGUGAUUGGGCUGUGCUCUUGAUCAGGGCGAUCAAACUUCAGCAUGAGACCGAAGGGGAAGAGCAGCGCAAGAAGGAAGCUGCUGCUGCGGAACGGAAGCGCAAAGCAGAUGAAAAGGAUCAGUGGGAGAAUGGUAGAGAGCAUCGGGUGCAAGGUGAGUCGAUCGUCUCGCUUAGGAGGGGGAAGGGGUGCUUUUGUACAGCAAGGCAAGCUGAUCUCAGAAGCUCAUAACCGGUCACCACUACAUUGCACCAGGCUGGCGAUCAUUCCAAAAAGGUACAAAGAAGAAACGCAAAGACGAAAAUGUGCUUGGUUGA
Messenger RNA from Ceraceosorus bombacis, 1136 nucleotides. NCBI's taxonomy places the organism in Eukaryota, Fungi, Basidiomycota, Exobasidiomycetes, Ceraceosorales, Ceraceosoraceae. The record is from the annotation of a GenBank genome assembly.